AUGUCUUCUUCGUAUUCAUUAAGCUCGGUUGCUGGUGAUGAAAAAUACGAGUCCGCUGCUGAAUCGCUCGCUCAGAACGGCGAGGCGGAAAUCGAUUCAAUUCCAACUCAUACGGGAAACAAAGAAAAUGACUGGGAUGUGGAGCAGUUCCAGCAGUACAACUUUGGUGAAAAAUCAAUUAAUCCUGCUCUCGAUGACAAGGAUGUUCCGCCCUCUUUUGAUCAAAACGAUCUGAACCGCGAGCUUACAAGAGUCACAACCAACCUUUCGAGACUAUCGAGAAGAUUGAGUGGAAACCACACAAUACAGUCGCGCGACGAAGAUGAUACAACAGGCGAGAAAUCUGAUCUUAAAUCCGAAUCCAAUCAAAAGGACACAGAGCCUGAAGACGAAGAGGGUUUGGAUCCACGGGCAAUGCAAUGGGACAACGAUUCUGAUCCUGAUAACCCACUCAAUUGGCCUAACUGGAAAAGAUGGGCCGUCACCAUGACCAUCGCAUUUCUGUGUCUGGUGAUCACCAUUGGAUCGUCGAUUUACGUGGAUGCCAUUCCUGAGAUGAUGACCAAAUGGGGGAUUUCGCAGACUCUGGGAUUGUCUGGACUGACGUUCUAUCUUGUGGGUCUGGCUUUUGGACCAACAAUCGCCGCUCCUCUCUCUGAGAUUUUCGGUAGAAAGAUCAUCUACUGUGCCACGCUCCCAAUUAGUAUGCUCUUCACCAUGGGUGUUGGUUUGUCCAAGCAUAUCAGAGAAGUUUUGGUUCUUAGAUUCUUUGCUGGAUUGACUGCAUCCGCUGCAUUGGCUAUUGGUGGUGGAACUAUCACCGACGUUUGGAGACCACACGAGCUUGGCUUGGCCAUGACGCUGUUCUGUAUGGCUCCAUUAGCUGGUCCAGUUAUUGGACCAAUUAUCGGUGGAUUUGUCGCCCAAAACAAGGUUUCCAGCAGACUCGAUAGAGUUGGAGGCCUCAGAUGGACUAUGUGGGUUCAAUUGUUCUUUGCUGCUGCUGCAUUCAUUCCUGUUUACGUCUGUCCCGAGACUUACAAAGCCAUCAUCAUGAGAAAGAGAAUUAAGAAGAGAGGUCUCAAGAUGAAGAAAGGAAUCCCACUUGGCCAGUUCUUGAUGCUGAUUGUGUUCAUCACUCUGCUUAAGCCGGUCGAAAUGCUUUUUGUUGAGCCAAUUGUGCUUGUCUUCUCCAUCUACACUGCCUUCAUUUUUGCAGUGCUGUUUGGGUUCUUUGAAGCGUUCCCAGUGAUUUUUAGAGGAGAGUACCACAUGACGCUUGGAAUCUCCGGUCUCCCGUUCUUGGGCGUGGGUCUGGGUAUUUUCAUUGGUGCUGCAACCUACGUCUACAUCGACAAGCGUAUUUUCUUCAAAAAAUGGUCUGAUGGAUACAUUGGAAUGAAGGACAAAAAUGGUAACAAGUUGCCACCAUCUCCAGAAUCGAGAUUGCUUCCUUGCAAAAUUGGGGCUGUGGCCAUGCCUCCUGCUCUUUUCUGGCUCGCAUGGACCGGAAGAUCAUCGGUUCACUGGAUGGCUCCGAUUGCCGCAGGUGUUCCGUUUGGAUUCUCGCUGAUCCUGAUUUUCUUCUCCAUCUUGACAUACUUUAGCAUGUCGUAUCCACCGCUUUCUGUUGCUUCCGCCUUGGCUGCUAAUAAUUUCCUCAGAUACGUCAUGUCAUCAGUGUUCCCUCUGUUCACCGUUCAAAUGAUGGAGAACCUCCAUGUUUACUGGGGAGUCUCUGUGUUUGCAUUCAUUUCGCUUGCCCUAGCUCCGGUUCCAUGGCUCUUCACUGUCUGGGGUCCAAGACUUAGAGAGAGAUCCAAGUACGGAUUUGCUGCAGAGCAAAAACAGAAGCAAGCCGCAACACAAUCAGACGUUUAA
Molecule: messenger RNA, 1881 nt
Organism: Ogataea philodendri
Lineage: Eukaryota; Fungi; Ascomycota; Pichiomycetes; Pichiales; Pichiaceae
Exons: 1
Coding region: 1-1881 (626 amino acids)
Biological process (GO): spermine transport; spermidine transport; transmembrane transport
Cellular component (GO): membrane
Molecular function (GO): spermidine transmembrane transporter activity; spermine transmembrane transporter activity
Source: RefSeq, a predicted model, not a curated record